GAAAAGCUGAUCGACAGAACAACAAAUACUCUCCUACACACGCAUACCAACAAAAAAGUUGAAACAUGAAUGGGUUGAAGUCGAUGUCGGGCGUGCGCGACCUCGUCCGGGGCGGUGCUCUGCCUCUCCGCAUCGCCAACGCCCUCAGCUCUCGCGCCAAGCAUGAGAGUUUUGAGUUCGAGUCGGUCGUCGUCGACGCGUGCGCCGCCGCCAGCGUCGCCGUGCCUGCCGAACCCGACCUGCCCCACAGCCGCUGGUGGAAAAAGCUCUGCCGAGCAUGUCAGGAUAAGACGGGCACCACGAAGCACGGCAGUCAGUUGCUGCGGUCGCGCCUGGUCAACGCCCUAUCGCAGCGGAUGGCCGUGGAAGAAGUGUACCGACUGAACGGCGGCGAAAUCGCCAUGGGGGCCCCGAUCGACAACCCAAUUGUGGUGAUGGGGUUACCGCGCUCGAACGCGCACAUGGCGGCGCACGUGUUGGCCCGCUCCGGCCUCUUCCUGACACUGCGGCAGUGCGACACCCUCUCCCCAUCGCUCCUGCUCGAGACGGAGCGGCGGGACGCUUUUCAGAGAAAGUUCCGCGGCUUUGGCUACCUCCACCCGGACUUCCUGUGUGCGCGGGUGCCGCGGGUGGACCAGGUAGACGAUGACCUCACGCUGCACCUCAUGACACCGCAGUCGCACGCCUGGGGGCUCCUGCACGGCUUAGAUGAGUACCUGCUGGAGUGCCUCGAGGAGGAUCAGCUGCCGGUGUACACCGAGGUGCGCCGCGUCAUGGAGCUGUUCCAGUGGUACAAAAAGUGCGGCCACUUCUCCGAGGCCGUCACGCGCGAGGUGGAGCCGAUCGACAACGCGAUGGAGAUGCAGACGUACGGCACGAAGAACACCCUGCUCCACCCCCCGUGGCUCCUGCACAGCCCUUUUGCCAUUUUGAGCUCGGAAGCGCUCCACACGGUUUUUCCUAAUAUGAAGGCCAUUUGGGUGCAUCGCGCGUUGGGUCAGUGCCUGCCGUCCCUGUGCUCCGCUCUCUGCCUGCACAACGCUCUCUACACCGGCAGGCCGCCGAGUGACUCGCAGCUGGCGUCGAUGGGCGAAAAAGUACUCGGCAUCUUCGGCUCCGGCACGGAAAACGCCAUCGAGUACUACGGCCAUUUCGACCAGCGCCGCAUGGCACACUGGUCCAACCGCGACGUCAAGCGUCACGCCUCUCGCGUUGCGCAGAAGACGCUGGAUUACUUUGGCAUCGAACUGGAUCGCUUCCGCCGCAUGCAGAUGAUCAACGGACAAACCGAGUACCUGUCCAACGCGCGCCCCUUUCACGAUGCGCAGAUGCCGUACUUCUGCCUCCACGACGGCGUCAUCGGCGACGUCUUCCAGGACUACAUCUUCCAGUUCGAGGAGUUUGCGUUCGAGAAGAAGUUUGGCAUUACCGUGAAGGAGUACGCGCCGCUCGCCGCGCCGGCGGAUCAGGUGGCGAUGAAGGGCAUCUCGCACGGCUCCAGUGAUGGGGCGAAGGCGCCGGGACUUGGCGUGGGGCAGCCGAUGGUGGGCCACUUCCUACAGGAAGGCAAAGGCUUUCGGUGA
Leptomonas pyrrhocoris is the source of this 1583-nucleotide messenger RNA. RefSeq lists its product as hypothetical. Lineage: Eukaryota; Euglenozoa; Kinetoplastea; Trypanosomatida; Trypanosomatidae. The record is from RefSeq and is a predicted model, not a curated record. Bases 66 to 1583 code for a protein of 505 amino acids. The transcript has a single exon.